Molecule: messenger RNA, 711 nt
Organism: Bufo gargarizans (Asiatic toad)
Lineage: Eukaryota; Metazoa; Chordata; Amphibia; Anura; Bufonidae
Product: homeobox protein siamois-like
Exons: 3
Coding region: 1-711 (236 amino acids)
Molecular function (GO): DNA binding
Source: RefSeq, a predicted model, not a curated record
AUGCUGAAGCCAUCAUUUCACCAAGAGAAGCUGAAGAGACCAGUCAUGGAUUUGGAGCUAGACCAUGUCCUCUGCACUGUCCUUUCUCUAGAAGAAGACUAUCCAGCAUUAUCUCCUCCCCUGAGGAGCCAGGAUAAUCUAUCAAAUCAUUUCUUUACUUCUGGUUAUUUUAUUUCACAGAAGGAGACACAGGAAGGUCUUCAUCACUCAGCUAUCCUCCAGCAGACAGUGUGUGAACUAUAUUCUAUGCUAGGAAUUUAUGAAGGAUCCCAGAUGGGGAAGAUAAUGGGUCAAAACAUAACGAACGUUACAAUCUCUAAGACUAACAAGGAGGACAAACCGAGGAAUCCACUGAAUCCACUCAAAAGAAAAAAUCCUGAUCAUGGACAGAAUGGAUGUAAGAAGCCCAGACUAGAGACAAUGCCUUCCGGUGCCCAAUCCAGAAAGAAAACCAUCUACAGUAAUGAGCAGAUCAAGUUCCUUCAGAACCAGUUUGACUGUAACCCGUAUCCAGAUUUUGUGAGCAAAUGUCGUAUGUUUCAGAUCACAGGGAUCCCAGAACCCAAUAUACAGGUUUGGUUCCAGAACAGAAGAGCAAGAUAUCUCUCAAGAAGAAAUCAAAUCCCGGAAAAGAAGAAACCUACAGCUCAAAUCCUUCUUGAUGUUUAUGAGAAGCUUCCAUCCAUCUCCAUGGAGGAUAUCUGGAUGUAG